Saccostrea cuccullata (small rock oyster) is the source of this 3005-nucleotide messenger RNA. RefSeq lists its product as uncharacterized. Lineage: Eukaryota; Metazoa; Mollusca; Bivalvia; Ostreida; Ostreidae. The transcript has 7 exons. The record is from RefSeq and is a predicted model, not a curated record. The coding region runs from base 1884 to 2966 and encodes 360 amino acids.
CGGAUUUGUUAGAAACGGGUUAAAGCAUGGGUUAGUUUAUCUCUUCCAGAUAGGAGCCUGGAGUAUGGAGAAGAAAACUACACCAGUCAAAAUAUUAUAUCCCAAAAAUUGCGUAACAUGCUUUGGAAUACCUACAAGACUAAUAAAUAUUUUUUGGAAAUAAAUCUCGCAAAGAGAUUUGAGGAAAAAUUGGAAAACAUUCUAAGUAUCAACUACUCUGAUUUUGAAAAUAGUGGCGAAGUGUACAUUUGUGAGAAAUGUUAUAGAAUUGUUUUAAACUAUUCUAUGUUCAGAGGAAUUGCCUUGUUAAAUUAUGAAAAAUUCCAUGAAAGCAUUCGAAGGAAAAGAUUACCUAUAGCUACCCCAGAAAGUGUGAAAAAGCCACAUAAAAUUCAGAAGAUUUCUGUGGCAGAGCAAAUAACACGAUCUGUUGAAAAACUGUGCAUAAAUUCACAAAGUUGUACAACAAAUCAUCAUAAGAAGGCAAAGAAAAAACUUGACUUACCUGAAGGUGAUUUUUCUAAUUCAAUUAGCAUAAAAAACAAUUUUGGUUUAAGAGAAUCUUUUGAUUUGAAAACAUUUUUGGAGAAACUGGAUUGUUCUAUAAGGGAAACUAAUAGGAAAGGUGAGACUGUUUUACAAGAGAAGAACUCCUUUGAGCUAUUGAAGGGUGCCGUGUUUGAGAAAGCUUUGAGAGGGUUGAAAACAAAAGUUUCAUAUUUAUAUGAAGUGUUUAAGACACUUUUGGAUGUUGGAGAUGAAAGUGAACUUACACCUUCUGAAAAGGUGACAAUGGCUACCAUGUAUGGUAUGAUCAUGCAGAGUAGAAACAAGCAGUCCUCAGCAUUACAAAGAGUGUAUACAGCACUUGUUAUCAGAAGUCAUGCGGAUAAUAUGCUACUUCAGAGACUAAAUAAAGCACAUAUCACCCUUUCCGCUAGUUCCAAACAAUAUUUCAUGGAUGACUUGGGGAAAUACUGUGAUGAAAAAAUCGUACAGAGUCUAAGAAGUUGGACGGAUGGCAAGACAAACGGGGAAAACUUAGACUUUCGAGUGGCUACGCACGAAAUCAGAACGAAUGUUAAAGCCAAAGACUUUCAUUUCUUUGCUUCAGACUUUACCCCAGACAGAAUAGAAUCUUUCAAAGUACAGUGACAAAGGGAGCAUCGGUGAUGUCAAUUCUGUACGAGUUGAAAAUUUUCUGCCAUCUCUAGAAGAGGAGAAAAUGUACAGAGAAAGCUUGAAAAUCAUUUUAGCAAGAGAAAUAGUUGAUUUUUCCAACAAAUUUACAUGGAUGAAAAUGUGCAUUCCAAACCACAUACCACAUGAACUUGCUGAGGAAAUGUCACAGAAAUCCACUCCUUUCCUCCUGCCAAUACUUUUAAAAAAUGAGACCUCAUACUCUGACUGCGUUGAUAUAUUAACAUCAUAUACUAGUCAGUUGGGGGAUCGGUAUACACGAGCCGGUCGAGGUUCAAUACAGUUUCUUUGCUUCUGAAGUUCUGUUCUGUUUAGCUUUUUUACUUGGUGAAGAAUUUCCCAAAAUGAAGGUACCAGUUGGUGGGGACCAAAUGACGCGAGAGAGACUCCAGUGGGCUAAAGCUUUGAGGUCUGGUGCCCAUACCAGUUUGGAAAGAUUUCAUAAUCUGUCUGCAAUGAUUGUUGAGCUCUUUCACACAAUACAGGAUUUUCUAUAGAAAACCUGUAAACGAUUCCUCAACUUAAAGUCAUCAAGAGAUGAAGGCAGUUUGGCAUGGUAUAAGAUAAAUCUGCACCGUUCCAAUGUAAAUGGGAAAGUGAAAAGCAGGUUUGCCGCUCACGAGGACUUCGUUACAACUGCAGGAAAAGGACUUUUCAGAGAAUUUACUUUGCAUUAUUUUGACAUGCCUGAAGAAUCAAGCGAGAUUCCUGAAAGUUAUUUACAAACUAAUGUGCACUUUCUCCACAAAGAAAAACGUGAAAAGAUAUUUCAUCAAUGGACAAAAUCCAUAUUAGUUAGAUUUUGGGAUUUGGAGAAUGACGAGUCUUCUCUGAUUUUGGACUUGAAAGUUAAAAUUCAGAGCACUGAAUUACUGAUACAAGCUCCUGUACAGAAUGGAUAUGCCAAACUGAAUUUGCGCAAGGGACAAGAAAAUAGGAUUACCAUGGUGCAAAUACCUAUUGCUUUGCUUACAAUUGGCAAAUCGGUUCAGUUGACUUUAAAUGGAGUUACAGAAUCUGCAACAAGAAUUAACAAAGAAACUGAUGACAUUCAGAAUUACUCUAUGUGUUUUCUACAGUAUGUAUUUCUUAUUUGGAAUUUCAUGGAUGCCAUCAAAGUGGGUGAUAUAUUUAGAACAAAUGUAUGUUUAAAAAAAAUGAUUCCUUUGUUUUACUGUCACUCAGAACUAUCAAAAUAUCUUGCGAAAUGCAUUGACUACAUUCAGAAGACAGAAAUUCUGCUUUCUACAAAGAUGUCCAUGAAAGUGAGAGCUGCAUCAUUCAUAAAUAAAAGUGGGCACAUUGGAAAAAACAAACCAGAAGACAUGGAAAAAGAAAAUCAAGUAAAACUUUUAAAGGAACUUAUCAGAGGACUUGGUUCCAACAAAACAGAAAAUGCCAUUGUUGGAAUCUCUAAAGCUGCACCAGUUAUCGAAUCAGUGGUCCAUCACUUUGAUGAAGAAGCAGGGAUCUGUGAGCUUAGAACAACUCAUAAAUCAAGAUCUCUGGAAAGUGACCUAAAGGUAAUGUUAAUAAAAACCAGGGAAUUGAAUCCAUUAAGUGACCAAGGGAGAAGUCUGCAAUCAUACAAGGGAAUAAAUGCUAAUCCUAUUUAUUCUGUAAACAAGGAGAAAUUUCAUCAAGUUGUCCUAAGAACGGCACAGAGAUUACGUAGGGGACAGAUUUCUGACGAAACAGAAGAAGACGCUAGUGAUAUCGAGGGUGGUGAUAGUGAUAGUGAUGAUCCCGGUUCUCUUUUUGAGUGAUAUAUAGACACGAACAAUAUUUUAAAUUUCUACUUUCAU